UUCACUUCCGCCCAGCGGUGUGUCGCCACAGUGCAGGUGUGCGUUCAGCACAGCUAGCCGCGCUGAUUAUCAUCACCUCCACUGCUACAAAAACAUUACUAAAUGCUAUCUUGUAACAGCAUCUUAACUUACUGAUCUUUCCUCACUGUUUUUCCUACCCGGCUCUGCGCUGAGUGACUUCGGUUGAUUUAAAACUUUGAUAAAACAACGCUGGAGCUAUAAGGCUAACUAGCACUAGCUAAAGCAAGCUAGCGCUACCAAACAGAGCCAAGAUGGACGAAGCUGCUGCAGCUGCUGCAGUCCAAGAGGACGGAGCAGAGGAGACAGCCCGUAAUGGAGACACAGAGUCUGAAAACAACGACGGUACGACGGCUGAGGACCUCGCUGAUGGGGUUGGGGUUUUCUGCUGUCGGGAUUGUGGAGAAGCCUUUAGAGAGGAGGCAGCCUACUUGGAGCAUCGCCGUCAGCACCCCAAGGAGAGCGUGUUUUUAGACAACCAGUUGGAUGGCUUACAUGACGCAGAAAAGGACAGCGGAACAGCUCAUUUCUGUACUUUAUGUUCACUCUCAUUUGUUGAACCAAGUGAGUUCCUCUCGCACAUGGAGAAGAACCACGGUCAAAGCUCCCAAAAGGAUUCUAGCAUUCAAAUAAAUUCUGGGAUGACGAAGCAGCAAACCUAUGAAUGUCCAGACUGUGGGAAAUGUUACGGUGUGAUUGGACACUUUCUCAACCACCAGCGCUCACACAGACAAGCCUCCAAGUCAGUUUUUCAUGACCUCGAACAUUUGAAAAAGAAGUCGUUUCAGUGCGAGUCUUGUGGGCGGAAUUAUUCUCGCGCUUCAGCUCUUGAUGCGCACCGCCGUUGUCAUGAGGAAAAGUUAGUCAAGUCACGAAACAGGAGUUCAGGAGAUGCAUUUCACACUGAGGAGUCAGUAGUUGAAGCCAAGCCCAGUGAAAACCAGACAGAUGAUACUCCUGAAAAAGCUUUCAAGUGUUCAUGCGGUAAAGCUUUUACUGCUCUUAUGCGCCUUAAAACCCAUCAGCGAUUUAGCCGCAACAGUCAGUGCUCUCCUGAAGAAAUGAAAGAAAAACCAAAGAAAAGCAGCAAUGAGUUUUACUGUAGUGAGUGUAACAAGGCUUUCAAUGGCCAUAUCGCCCUAUUCAACCAUCAGCGAUGGCAUGCUAACCACUCAAACGAUUCAGCGAAAAGGUUCCCUUGUGAGGAAUGUGGAAAAGUAUUUAUGACUCUAACCUUCUACUACAGACAUCAGCGCACGGCACACAGCGACGAGACCCCAGCAAAGUCGUUUCUUCAUCAAGUAUGUCAGCUACAGAAGAAGGCGUUUGAAUGUAAAGAUUGUGGGCUCAGGUUUUCCAGGGCCUCAGCGCUUCACUCACAUCAGCUUCAUCAUACGGAUGUUUUCAAAGAAACAGAGAAGGAAGCCCAGCUGCGCACCUCUCUGUUACCUCAACAGAAAGCUUCGGAAGGCAAAACAAAAGAGACUGAGCAGGAACAAGUGGAAGCUGAGAAUAUGCUUCCUACCAGUAUGGCUGAAGAAGACUCGCAUGUAAAUGAGAUUGAUGAAGACAUGGAGAGUUAUGAACCCGGGGACUUUAAUGUACAAGUGAUCAGUGCAAGUGAAUCUGAGGACGAGCCCGUUCAAGACCCGAAUCCUGAUCUUGAGCUGCUGUGUGAAUCGGAUCAGGAAGUAAGGGAUGACGACGACACUGGGAUUUCCCCCAGUAGCACUGUUUUAAAACCAGAGAUGGAUUUGAAAAUUGUACAGAUUGACUUUGAGCAAGCCGACAUGCCGUGUGCACUGGUAGCGAGGGAGGCCGAGAAUAUAACGACAGGGGAAAGAUUCGAUUGUCCAGAGUGUUACCGUUGGUUUUCUAGUGCUUCAUCACUGCGAGUUCACAGAAUGUGGCAUGGCGUUCAUAAGAGAAGACAACAGACUCAAGGCAAACGGUGCAGUCUUACAUGCAAGGAUUGUGGACUGACGUUUACACACCUGAAAGUCUACGAGACUCACCUGCACCAGCAUGCCCUGGAGGAGGAAGAAGAAGAGGAG
Molecule: messenger RNA, 2072 nt
Organism: Morone saxatilis (striped sea-bass)
Lineage: Eukaryota; Metazoa; Chordata; Actinopteri; Moronidae
Product: zinc finger protein 91
Exons: 3
Biological process (GO): regulation of transcription by RNA polymerase II
Cellular component (GO): nucleus
Molecular function (GO): DNA-binding transcription factor activity, RNA polymerase II-specific; RNA polymerase II transcription regulatory region sequence-specific DNA binding
Source: RefSeq, a predicted model, not a curated record